This is a messenger RNA of Populus nigra (black poplar), 1296 nucleotides long. RefSeq names its product GEM-like protein 1. The coding region runs from base 138 to 1010 and encodes 290 amino acids. The transcript has 4 exons. Lineage: Eukaryota; Viridiplantae; Streptophyta; Magnoliopsida; Malpighiales; Salicaceae. The record is from RefSeq and is a predicted model, not a curated record.
UCCCCUCCCCUCGCUUCAUAGGUCUAUGCUACAAACUCUUUUUCACAUUAUUUUUCUGGCUCCUAAUCUUAUUUCUCUCUCGUCUUUCUGUUAAACAGAUCCAAAGUCCAAGCAACAGAAUAAAAAUAAAAAUAAAAAUGAAUCAAAGCAACGAAGAGGUCGAUCAAACCAGGAAACCUCAAUCAUCAUCAGAUUUAGAAUCUGAAAAGCUCGCGGAGGUCGAGGACAAGUACAAGAACAUCAAUUCUCAUACCUCUGAUUACGCUCCCUACCCAAAGCUAGACCCUAAAGACGUCGCUCCUUCUCCUGAGAAUUGGGCCAACCUAUCCACGGGAUCAACAACACAGUCUAAACCUCCUGGCCCAUCUCCUAUCGCCGGAACCGCUGCCACUACCAUGCCGGCCGAGUCCAAUCCCUACGUGUCUCCUGGUCCCGUUGCUCCUUCUUCCUCCAAGAAUACAGUGGAGGCGGUGAAGGAUGUGUUAGGGAAAUGGGGAAAGAAGGCGGCAGAGGCAACGAAGAAGGCUGAGGAUCUUGCUGGCAACAUGUGGCAACACUUGAAGACAGGCCCUAGUUUUGCUGAUGCUGCUGUGGGGAGAAUUGCUCAGGGAACCAAAGUUCUUGCAGAAGGUGGUUAUGAGAAGAUUUUUCAACAAACUUUCGAGACCGUUCCCGAGGAGAAACUUGUGAAGACAUUUGCAUGCUACCUAUCCACUUCUGCCGGUCCAGUUAUGGGAGUUCUAUAUUUGUCAACAGCAAAGCUUGCGUUCUGCAGUGACAAUCCUUUGUCUUACAAAGUUGGUGAGCAAUCUCAGUGGAGCUAUUAUAAGGUUGUUAUUCCAUUACAUCAGCUGAAGGCUGUCAAUCCAUCCACUAGCAAAGUCAAUUCAGCUGAAAAAUAUAUCCAGAUUAUAUCUGCUGACAACCAUGAAUUUUGGUUCAUGGGUUUUGUAUACUAUGAUAAUGCUGUUCAAAGUCUUCAACAAGCAUUGGAGCACCCCGCUCCAUGAUGUGUAUUGAGCAUUGCAGCACCACUCCUUACGAUGCAAUUAGGCCUGCAAUUUCCAUCAUGUCCCCAAGAAGAACAUUACGCUGCAAUUUGUAGAUAAAAAUUGAUAGUUGUGCAGAAUCUGGAAUACAAUGGGAAACAUAUACAUGCAUGUUGCGUGCGCUUGUGAAAUCGAUGUGGUAUUCCUCUGUCAUCCAAACAUUGAUUGUUAUUUUUAGUUGUGAUAUGAUGCGUGUUGUCAGAUUAAUAGUUAAAUCUAUGAGAAACAAGCUUCGUGAUUCCAUACA